Molecule: messenger RNA, 1119 nt
Organism: Parnassius apollo (apollo)
Lineage: Eukaryota; Metazoa; Arthropoda; Insecta; Lepidoptera; Papilionidae
Source: the annotation of a GenBank genome assembly
AUGAGUCGUAAAUUGCAUACUUUGACUACUCAGGACCUGGAAAAUAUACUGGGAGAAUGUGAAGAUAGCGAAGAUGGCCUUGACUUUUCUGACGACGACGAUGUCGCCGAUCCGACGUAUAAUUUCGAGCCGAAUGAGCAUGCAAGUUCUGAUGAGGACCCAGAGGUACCACCUGACUUGGAAAAUGAAGUUCAAUCUACCAGCAUCCUAGUAACAUCCACCAAUACUCAUAUCAUUAGUACUGCAAUGGAUCCAAGUCUGGCCUCCGCUUCUACUAGUGCUAGUUCUGCAGCAGCUCCAAGGAUAUCUAAUCGUGUGCCUAUGACUAUGAAUAUCACGUGGAAAACGAAAACCCUGAACAUAAAUGAAGACGAACUACGUUUUCUUGGAUCUGAGAAGUUACCCCUAGAAAUACUUUGCUUAGAUACUCCAUUUGAGAUAUUUUCGUAUCUGUUUACUGAAGAAAUUAUCAAUUUUAUAAGAGACCAGACUAAUUUAUACUCUGUUCAGAAAGAGGUCGGUAACUGCAAUGGAGUUGACGUAGCUGUGGUUGCUUGGAGAGAUAACAAAAUCGUCACUCUAGCAUCCAAUUUUGCUGGAAAGCACCCAACAUCUGUAGUAAGAAGGUGGGACAAGUCGAGAAAACAAUACAUUUCUGUUGAACGUCCUUAUGUCGUCGCAGAAUAUAAUCGACAUAUGGGUGGUGUUGACCUUUUAGACUGUGGCAUGGGCCACUACAAAAUUAAACUCCGUAGUAAACGCUGGUAUCUUCGAAUUUUUUAUCAUUUUUUAGAUAUGGCUAUGUGUAAUUCAUGGCUUUUAUAUCGAAGAAUAAAUGCAGAAAAGGGUAGUAUCAGUAAAACCCUCAAUUCUGCUGAAUUCAGAGUAGCCAUAGCAGAGACGUUAUGCAAAUAUAAGACAAUCAACCGUAAAAAGCGAGGAAGUGAUGUUGAAUGUCUCAUUCAAAAUAGAAAGAAGAAAGGUCCGGCUCAACACGUUCCUCCGAAAGAUGUAUGCAUGGCCAGUUUGUCUGGACAAACAUAUGAGGUGCAAAAAACAUAUGAGGUUCCCAGACUGCAAGGGGUUUACACAAACAAGCUGCGAAAAAUGUGGUAUUAG